GAAAAAAGAAAAGAAAAGGAAAUGCAGAUAAGGAAUUUUCAAUGCCCUGACAGCCAACAUGACCCGGUAAAUAUGGAACCAAAAUUCUAGAAUCAACCGUUUUCUUCUUCACGGAGCAAACCAAUUGUAAAACAAGCUCCAUUGACUUCCUUCUUUAUAAACCCAAGAAAAAGUCUUUCAAGAAAAAGCACCAAAAUUCAUUCUUGCAGAACUUAAUAUCAAAAUGGAAGAAAUGGGUUCAGAGAAGAGGAGGUUGGUGGUGAUUGGAGGAGGUAUUGCUGGUUCCUUGCUUGCCAAAUCUCUCCAAUUUCAUGCUGAUGUCACCUUUAUUGACCCGAAGGAGUAUUUUGAGAUCACAUGGGCAAACUUGAGAACAAUGGUGGAGCCAUCAUUUGGGGAGAGAUCAGUGAUCAAUCACAGAGAUUACUACACGAAUGGCCGUAUUGUUACAUCUACUGCAAUUGGCAUUACUGAAACGGAAGUGUUGACAGCAGAUGACUUUUCCAUUCCCUAUGACUAUCUUGUCAUUGCCACAGGCCACAGGGAUCCUGUCCCGAAAACUAGGAUGGAAAGACUUAAGGAAUACCAAGCAGAAAAUGAAAAGAUUAAGUCUGCUCAGUCUGUUUUGAUUGUUGGAGGGGGUCCUACUGGUGUUGAGCUUGCUGGAGAGAUUUCUGUUGAUUUCCCAGAAAAACAUGUUACCCUGGUGCAUAGUGGCUCAAGGUUGCUGGAAUUUAUUGGCCCAAAAGCUUCUGACAAGACACUGCAAUGGUUGACAUCGAAGAGAGUUGAUGUGAAAUUGGAGCAGAGAGUUGAUUUGAACUCUGUUACAGAUAGUAAUGGUAGCAAAAUAUAUCACACCACAGCUGGAGAAAGUAUCAGAGCAGAUUGCCAUUUCCUAUGCACCGGGAAACCACUGGGUUCAGGAUGGCUUGAGGGCACUAUUUUGAACAGUAACUUGGAUAGUCGGGGAAGGUUGAUGGUUGAUGAGUAUUUGAGGGUCAAAGGUCGAAAAAAUAUAUUCGCAAUUGGAGAUAUUACUGAUGUUCCAGAAAUCAAACAAGGGUACUUGGCGCAAAAACAUGCUUUGGUGGCAGCUGCGAAUCUGAAGCUAUUGAUGUCUGGAGGCAAAGAACGAAAGAUGUCCUCUUAUAAACCAGGUUCAACUACGGCAAUUGUUUCGCUGGGCAGAAGGGAUGCUGUAGCACAAUUUCCAUACACAACCCUCAUUGGCAUUGUUCCUGGUAUGAUCAAAUCCAGAGACUUGUUUGUGGGGAAAACAAGGAAGCAAAGGGGUCUACAACCUCAUUAAUUUAUACGCUUCAUGAGUUGAAAUGAAACACAUACGGAUUGUAUCUAAUCCUAAAGUGAGCUGAGUUACAAUUCACAGCAAGUAUAGAGUUUAUUGAUGUUAUAGGUUGUGUGUAAAACGCCUUUUUUUUUUAAUGGGAUUGAGUUGAUUCUGUAAUUUUUUGUACAUUCGGAUGAUUAAAUUUAAACCUAUGUUUCUUAUGUCA
Populus trichocarpa (black cottonwood) is the source of this 1517-nucleotide messenger RNA. RefSeq lists its product as uncharacterized. The transcript is spliced from 4 exons. Bases 224 to 1312 code for a protein of 362 amino acids. The record is from RefSeq and is a predicted model, not a curated record. Gene Ontology annotation, molecular function: electron-transferring-flavoprotein dehydrogenase activity; flavin adenine dinucleotide binding. Gene Ontology annotation, cellular component: cytoplasm. NCBI's taxonomy places the organism in Eukaryota, Viridiplantae, Streptophyta, Magnoliopsida, Malpighiales, Salicaceae.